Blastomyces gilchristii SLH14081 is the source of this 615-nucleotide messenger RNA. RefSeq lists its product as uncharacterized. Lineage: Eukaryota; Fungi; Ascomycota; Eurotiomycetes; Onygenales; Ajellomycetaceae. The transcript has 2 exons. The record is from RefSeq and is a predicted model, not a curated record. The coding region runs from base 88 to 615 and encodes 175 amino acids.
UUGGUCUCCACAGGCGUGGAGAGAGAGAGGGAGCUAGCUGCAGGAAACCCACGGCUAUCGCCUGCGCACAAUCAAGCAUGUUCAAGCAUGGUGAUAAAUAACCAGGGGCAAGAAAGGAAAUCCUCAACGCUUUCCAAGCCUCCAGGAUCGAAAUAUAUACAUUUCCCGCGAACCAGGAAAGAAAGUUGCUGGGAGCCAACCUUCUCGACUCAAGGGAACAUAAUUUCAGACCAUGGUGCCUGGCACCGCGUAUCGUACUGCCGCCGUACCCUCCUGACAAGUAACAUCUUGUACUCCGUACUCCGGUACCAGUUACCAACGACCCUGGACCCAGGCCUCUCCCAAAAUGGCCACCUGCAGGUCACUUCAACGCCUGGUGGGAACUCUUGGGAACUCUCCUCCCUGGUACUCGGUACUCUGCACAUCCACACCCUCCUGGACGGCGGCUGGAGGCGCAUAUCCUCGUUGCAGGAGCAUGCGGGAGUCCAAAGCCCUACAUGGACACAAGCAAAGCGCGAGAGCCAAUCAAUCGCCCCUGUUGCAGUCGCCAUCAGUGGCGCUGCUCUCCAAUCCCAUCUUGCCGCCGAGGCCUCCUCUGCUGAUGCCAUGCCAUGA